CACAGAUUCCACAUGAUAAUAUUGUGAGUGGAUAUGGACAAAGCGAAGACUAUCUUUAUAUAUUAUGCUGUUCUUUUCGCAAUUAAAUUCACUUCCGGUGAAAACCCGUGUCUGUCCAAGACGACACAGUGCCUCUGUUCUAACGACAGGGUGGACUGUAGUAACGGAAAUAUAACCGCCAUUCCGUCAAAGUUCCCCUCGGGAACCAAGCAAAUAUAUCUCUAUGGCAAUCAUAUCACCACCCUACGUCGGAAUUCCUUAAAAGGACUCAAAGAACUAGUUACUCUGAACCUGUUUGAGAACAACAUUUCGUAUAUUGAAUCUGAAACUUUUUCCUUUAUGCCAGCGCUAGAGGAUAUAAUUUUAAACAAUAACAGAAUCAGAGAGUUGCUGUCGCUGACUUUUCUAGAGCUUGAAUCAUUAUACGACAUAUAUUUAGAAAACAACCAACUCUCAGUGAUUCAUCCACGAGCAUUUGAAAAACUUCCGAAGCUUGGAAGAAUAUACCUUGCCGGAAACAGAUUACACUGUACAUGCGCUAUAAAGUGGUUUGUUGCGUACCUGAAUGGGAAUCCUAAUCUAUUUAACAGGACAUCUGCAUCGUGUUCUUCACCGACAACUCUUGUACAAAAGAAAGUUGCACUUCUGAAUACCAGCAAUCUUCAAUGUGAGCAACAAUCCAAUAAUAUAUUAGAAGGAAGAACUAGCCAUCAAAUGAGCUUGAUUCAAUACGUGCUUGUGGGAUCACUUCUGGCGCUGUUUUUUCUAUUGUUUACCUAUGCCGUGCUAAAGGGAAGAAAAUGUACGAGGGCAAUCAAUGUUUGCUCAACCUGUAACCGCAACCGAGACGAGUUGUCUCCCGUUGUUUACACUGUUGAAAAUCAAAUGGAGCCGUCGACCUCAGAUACAUUUGCAGACAAUAUCACUUACUUCAGUCACAACAGCGGUUCUUUUUCAUAUGAUAAUUUCGGAAUAAAUGGGGGAUACGAACCAUAUGGAACAGAUUCAAUAUGUAACAGACACAGCAAGCAUGAUUACGAAAUUCCAGAGCAAGUUUGUCAAGCUAAGAUGUUUUUCUUCACAUUGAUGUUGAUCGUGAUCAAUGCUCGGUUUGAAAUCGCCUAUACAAAGAUGUACGAAGAACCUCUUCCACAGGAGUUCAAGGACUGCCUCAACAUGAUACUACCCAACAGCGACCUCAAGCGGGACCCGGCCUAUAUCAUUGACUACGCAUGCGCCAACAAAUUUCUCACAUCCACUCCAAAUAAAAGAUGGGCUCCAGAGAAAGACGAGGAGGAAUUUACUCUCAUUACAAAUAAAAUCAAUAAAUUAGACAUCCAUACAAGCUCUGAAAACGUCAGAUAUGAAAAGAGAAGCAUUCAAAACCAUUUAGAUAAUAGACAUAAGAAGAGGUCCGCAGUGAAUCCGACUAUUCGCCGGAAGGAGUAUAGAAGGAUGAGUCCCGCAGAAAGGACGGACUUUCACCGGGCACUACAGCUUUUAAAGGAUGAUGCAGAGAGGACUAAGUUUAACCUGUACGAUAUCCUAUGUAACUUCCAUCAUGCGUCCCGAGCCCCCCACGCCCAUUUUGGACCAGCUUUCCUGUCUUGGCAUCGGGUCUCCCUGUACAUAUUUGAGCAGGCUCUUCGUUCCAAGGUUCCCGGUGUUUCCCUUCCGUUCUGGGAUUCAAGGUUAGAGGCUGCGUUAGAGAAUCCCAGCGAUACUUCACUCUUUACAGAUGAACUAAUGGGGCCCGGGAACGGAGUCGUUAAAACUGGACAUUUUGCGAACUGGAGUCAUCCAUUUGCUGGAGAUCUAGUCAGAAAUGUUGGAAACCUUGGGGAACCUAUUCAAAAAAGGGAUAUCGAAAGACUUCUCAAAGCAAGAUAUACGAAGGAGUUCAUGUUUCCAUCAGCAUAUCCUCAUAUGAAUCUAGAACUUAUUCAUGGAAAAGUCCACAUGUGGGUAAGCGGGACGAUGAAUAAUCUCAACUACUCUCCUGCGGAUCCAAUAUUCUGGAUGCACCAUUGCUUCAUUGAUUACGUCUGGGAGAAAAUUCGACAAAGACAGAAAGAGAGGGGUGUGGACCCAUCAUAUGACUACCCCAUGAAUGGCGGGAUUGGUCACCGACCAUAUGAUAAGAUGAAACCGUUUGACUUGAAGAACAGAGACGGGUAUCUAAUAGAUUGGUCCAAGGUAUAUCAGUACGAGACCUCGCCUGUGGAUAGUAAAUGUAGAUCUGAUUCAGAUUGCGGACCUGAGUACUAUGUCUGUGAAAAUGGCACCUGUAGAGCUAAAACAGCUGAAGAGGUGUUGUUUGAUCGUAGAUCGAGAAGACGCCGUUCUAUAACGGACAUGGGAACUUCAGAUUUAUUGUCAAAGGACCACUACAACGAUCUUCAAACUUCUACUGAUGCACAAACAACGCCAGUGUUUCACUCCAUGCAGAACACAUUCAUGAUUGAUGGACGAGAGGAUUCCAAAUCUUGGGUAGAUCUCCCACUGAUUGUUUACUCAAAGAGACCCGAUCACCUAGUGUUCAGUGCCCAUCCGUAUCGGAGGGGGGAGGCCAAUUUCACGGCAGACAUUUUCCAGCCCACUAUAAAAGACGAAAAUGUUUUACCUCUAUCCGGAAAUCCUGCAACUAAACAAAAAUGUAAACAUAUGGGGUCUGGCGUGUCAAAAGUGUAUAUUCGAUCAAUCGGAGUUAAUUAUGAAGGCGAUUAUACAUCGGAAGCCAUUAUUGACGAAAGGCAAGCUUUGACUAUAACCCUCAUUCAGAUUGCUGUACAAAACCCGUACAAAAAAUACACAAAAUCUUACAUAUCCGCUUACGAUCAAUGUGGCCGGAUGUGCUCGCCAUAUUGUUUGACCGGAAGAGAUGGCACCUACAAAAAGUGCUCUGGUAAUAUAGGGGUCGAUUCCCGGAUACCCAGAAUGUACAACACGGAUGCGGCUGGUACCAUUCUGCAGAUGUUUGAUUUUAAAUCUUUCCCGCCUAAAUUGGACCAAAGUAACAUAUUUCUGAUAUUCUAUUGUGGACAAGAGGAAAAAUGGCCAUGGGAAAUCAACAAAGAAGAAAAGUAACAUUCUCUAAUGGAUUAAAAAUCACUUUGAAAUACUGGUAGUUAUUUUUCACGUCUUGAUCAAUGUAAACGUUUUAUAAUGGCACGCAUAUCUGUACGUUUUAUCAGAUAAAUUGAAAACAAUGUCGAACAAUAAGUGCAAAGAUAGGUUUAAACAAUCAGAAUACUAGUAAAACAGUUGUAAGUUGGAAAUUUUGCAUGUAAAUCUGUAUGUCGUGUUGUGAAAUUUGAAAUAUUUUUUUGGUAUAUUGAUAAAAUAUUUCAUAUCUUUAAGUUAAUUACAUCCAAGUAAAAUUUUUUUAAUAAUACAGAUAUCUAACACUCGCAGUUAACAUUUUGCACAGUAUUCACAAGUGAUAUCGAUAAACAUUUAAGAAAAUGCAUUAAAAUAAUUGCAGGAUAUAUUAGAUAUGGCAAAUGAUGAAGACAAAGCACCAAAUUUUAUCAAAUCACAUAUAGAAGAGGGCGUUUGCUUCAUAUUACAAUCAUAAAAGUAGUGUUUUAACAAUAAAAGAGCGUAAAUUGCAU
Magallana angulata is the source of this 3614-nucleotide messenger RNA. RefSeq lists its product as uncharacterized. The transcript has 12 exons. The record is from RefSeq and is a predicted model, not a curated record. Gene Ontology annotation, molecular function: protein binding; oxidoreductase activity. The coding region runs from base 34 to 3087 and encodes 1017 amino acids. Lineage: Eukaryota; Metazoa; Mollusca; Bivalvia; Ostreida; Ostreidae.